Caenorhabditis briggsae is the source of this 1005-nucleotide messenger RNA. RefSeq names its product Protein CBR-SRH-33 (gene Cbr-srh-33). Bases 1 to 1005 code for a protein of 334 amino acids. The record is from RefSeq and is a predicted model, not a curated record. NCBI's taxonomy places the organism in Eukaryota, Metazoa, Nematoda, Chromadorea, Rhabditida, Rhabditidae. The transcript is spliced from 4 exons.
AUGAACUCGUCACAUUCGAUUUGGAAUGAAAAUCCGUAUGUGUAUACAACUAUAAAACGUUUGUACUCUGCAAUUGUGACAAUCAUUUAUCCAUUCGCUCAUUAUUGUGUUCUCGUCAAGUCUCCGAAAAGUUUUGGAUUUUUGAAAUGGGUUAUUUAUUGGCAUUGUUUUUGGGUCACUAUUGAAUGGUUAUCCAACGCCUUCCUAAUUGACAUAUUGGAUUAUCAACCAUCAAACAUAAUUCGAAUCGAUGGAUACCUGAAUCGGAUAUUCGAUCCAGUGUUUUUGUAUCACGUUUACAAUGUCAUUGAAGCAAUAGCCGCCACAUCUGCCCUUAUACUUUUCACUAGUAGGCUUCUGAUGAUAGUCAACAUGUAUCGUACAUACUUAUCAUGUCGUCGAAUUGCAUGUGAGUCGCUCAUUUAUCUAGUUGUUUCGCUUUUCGGGCUAUGGUCGAUACCUCUGUCUAUUUGGCAAGUGCCGAAUCAACAUUCUGAGAAAUUGCAGAUUAUGCAGAGAGAGGAGUUCUACCCGGAUUGUUUAUGGGACCCAACGUGUGUAGCAGUUAGUGGAGGUGAUAAAAAUAGUGAACACCUCUUUUCAAUACUCACCAUCCUGAACUGGGUAUUGAUUGGAAUCGCCAUUGUUGUAUCUGCAAAAGUUGUGUUCAUCUUGCUCGCGAAACGAAUGGUCAACGAAUCGGAAGCCACCAAAAAGAUGCACAAGAAGUUCAAUCAACGAACUAUCUUUCAAGCAAUCCUAUACCUCUCUUUUGCAUGUAUCCCAUUUUCUGUGUUGUAUUUAACUAUUCUCCUUAAUGUUCGUAUAACUGGAAUCACCUAUGUUAUAGAUUUCGCUUCUGAGAAUCAUCCUACUGCGUGUGCAUUUUCGUUGUUCUUGUACUACGAUCCUUAUCAGAAUUAUCUUUUUGAAGUUGUGAGGUGGAAGAAGAGGGUGGGACCGGAGAAACGGUCAGGAAUAGCAGACAAGUCGACGUUGUUUUAA